AUGUCGUGGCUUCUUCGGGAAGCAGCAACUCUCUCCACGAGAACUUAUAGUGUUCCAGAACUCAACUUGAAGUUGGACUUGUCGUACAUUACCCCACAGUUAAUUGUAUGUUCGGGUCCCGUAAACUCUUAUCGAAAAUCAUGGUAUCGAUAUACUACCAGUAGUUUACGUGACUUUCUAAACCACAAACAUGUCUCUAAUGGACAAAAACAUUGGCGUAUAUGGAACUUUCGUGGGGAAGGACCUGGCUACUCAAUGAAAGAUUUUGAAAAUCGGGUUGCAUAUUUCCCAUUUCCCGAUCACCAACCGCCACCAUUCAAUAUCAUGAUAAGAAUAGUUGCAAGUAUCGACAACUACUUGGGCUCUGACCCUCGAAAUGUAGCUGUGUUACAUUGUAAGGCCGGAAAAGGCCGGUCUGGGACCAUUGCUUGUGCUUAUAUCAUGUAUAAGAGCAUUGAGGAACGUCUUUUGCACCCACAAGAAGCCAAUGAUAUAUUCACUUCCCGUCGCAUGAACCUCCAUUUUGGCGACGGUGUUUCAAUUUUGUCACAACGAAGGUACUUGAACUACUGGUAUAGCUUUCUCUUUCAGCUGCAGAAUACUGAUAACAUUCUAGUGCCAUUAGACCAACCACCAAUAACCAUUGAAAAGAUUAUGGUGAAAGCCGCAAGAAUUCCCUUCGACAUAAAGCUUGAGACAUACAGGUUUAAAGAAUCGGGCUACGAAGGAGUGGAGGGAAUGGUGGAAUUGUUCAAAUACCAUGUUUCUCCAACAAAAGGUACGUCCCACAUCACCAUAAAUGUACCCCAUCUCCAAGUUUCCUCUGCUCUGGAUUUGCGCCUAACUAUCACCGAAGCUUGUUACACCUGGUUCUGUCCGCAUUUUGAGACAAACCGGUAUUUCCUCGAGUGGACCUCUUUCGAUGGGUACUUGGGAACACAAUUUCGAGGUCCACAGAUCUUUGACAUGUUGGAGGUAAAUUGGAGAGAGUGA
Molecule: messenger RNA, 993 nt
Organism: Meyerozyma guilliermondii ATCC 6260
Lineage: Eukaryota; Fungi; Ascomycota; Pichiomycetes; Serinales; Debaryomycetaceae
Gene: TEP1
Product: putative phosphatidylinositol-3,4,5-trisphosphate 3-phosphatase
Exons: 1
Coding region: 1-993 (330 amino acids)
Biological process (GO): regulation of phosphatidylinositol 3-kinase/protein kinase B signal transduction; cell motility; phosphatidylinositol dephosphorylation
Cellular component (GO): plasma membrane; nucleus; cytosol
Molecular function (GO): phosphatidylinositol-3,4,5-trisphosphate 3-phosphatase activity; protein tyrosine phosphatase activity
Source: RefSeq, a predicted model, not a curated record